This is a messenger RNA of Hordeum vulgare subsp. vulgare (domesticated barley), 3161 nucleotides long. RefSeq lists its product as uncharacterized. Lineage: Eukaryota; Viridiplantae; Streptophyta; Magnoliopsida; Poales; Poaceae. The record is from RefSeq and is a predicted model, not a curated record. Bases 87 to 2861 code for a protein of 924 amino acids. The transcript has 19 exons.
CUCCCUCCCCCUCCGCCUCCGCGCCCUACGCGCGCCUCCCUCCCACCCCGUGCCACCCGGGGAGGUAGCUCGGCCGCUUCCCCGCGAUGCUGCAGUGGACCGGAGGCUCCAGGAGGCAGGUGUACGCCUCCAGGAAAUCGACACAGAGCAGGCAGAGGCAGUACUUUGAACAGAAGAAGCGGCAGCAGCACACGGCAGGGCUGCAGAACCAGGAUGGCACAGAUGGUGCAGGCGGUCAAGCUGUCGGUGAUCAGGCGCCUCGAUCCCUUGACAUCCUAAGCCUGAACAAUUUGGCAGCUCCAGUCAGUCAGCGCAAUGGCCCUGAAAAUGCAGAUAGUGUUCUUCCGCACAUGGACAGCACACAUUUUAGUGCUUCCCCUCUAGAGGCGCUGAAGAAGAUCAUUUCUUCAUAUAAUAUUGAUCCGAGGGAAACAAGUUCUCAGCCUAGAUUGUCAUCACCCGUUGCUCAUCAAGAUGUUGCAGCUGCCGUUAACCCUCAUGAAGAUCCUCUUGCACGCAAAAUAUCCACAUCGAAUAACUAUGAUGCCACGAAGCGAAAUCCAAAUGUGGAUCUCAACAGUGGUGAAAUUUCACUUAUUGAUUUGGUCAGAUACGAGGGAUCAAAAAAUAAAUCUACCGCUCAACCUGCCCGUGAAUCUCAUGUUUCAUUUUCUGUUAAAGGCCUUGGCCAUGUCAAGAUGGAAACUCCUCUCCAGUCACCAAGAUCCACCAAAAGGACUUUACCUUUGCCACCAAAGGCCUCGCGGUACACGCAAAAUAAAUCAAGAAGGUCCAUCCCUUUUGAUACCACAAAAGGACUGGAUUCUCUAAUGUAUGGUAUUAGCAUGAUGAGAGAGCGAAGCACUUCACACAAAAUGGGUAGUCUUGUAGAUGAGUCAAGCUAUGUAAGGAGGGAAAACUGUUAUUUUUCACAUUCAUUUGAGAACUACAAUGAUAAUCUCUAUGCCGGGGAUGAGGACAUGUUUUGUAAACCUCAAGCUCCAAAAGGUUGGCAAUCAAAUUGUAGUAGAAGAUAUGACGGUCUACCUGAUGUAAAUUCUGAUCAUUUGUGGAACAUGGAAUCAUUCGAUUCAGAUGCUCAUUUUCCUACUCCAAGAGCGGAACAUUUUGAUACAGUUGACUAUGGUGUUAAAGAAAGAUACUCUCCAGAGCGAAGAACUUCAACAAGAACUAGCAUAAGAUUUGAGACUUCAGGGCAUGACCUCUUUUCUGAUCAGUCAUUACUGGAUGAUGACAUUGAUAUGUUACAGUUUGACUGGGAAAGGCAACCAUCGUCUAAGAAAAUCCACAACACAAACAUCACUUUUGGCCCUUCUGCUUGGUCUUCUGACAUGGUAGACGAUGAUUCAGAGAAAAGGAAGAGCCCAUUGAGUGAAGAAUCAAGCUCAUGUGCUGCAGCAGUGAAGGAUAUCUCGAGCAACAAACCAACACUGUCUGUAAAAUGCACAGAGAAAAACAUGAAUGAGAAGGAUGACUUCCAUGCAAGCUUGGAUAAGUCUGAUAUUCCAAAUAUCGAUGCACAUCUAGAUGAAAUGUCAGCAUUCAGGGAUGAAGAAGAAUACUAUAAAAGAGCAACAGACCAGAAGAAUCGUGAAGCAGAUUAUUGGCCAGAUAAGGCAAUGGGCCAACAGAGAACCCAAGAACCAAGCUGCCGUUUAUCACUUCAGGAGAAAUUUGCUGACUGGGGUUCUUGUACCUCCCAUCUGAAGGGCAGCACUCGACGAAACAACCCACCGAGUUGCACUGUAAUGCGUGAGGAUAAACCUUUUGAUUCUAUUCCAGAUAUGGGUGGAUUUCAAACUGUGGGAUCAACUGAAUGGAGACCUACAUCAAAAGUUCGUCCUGUUUUCCACAGACCUGACAGUGCGUAUGAUGAGAUUCACCCGCAGAAUCCUGUUUCAGAUUUAUUUGGCAAUACAACGGAGUUUUCAGACCCAUUCCGUGCCACGGACCUUCCGAGCAACAUUGAUAUGUGUACUUUCUUGGGACAGAAGGCAGGCAAGAAGAAAGAAGAUAAUUUUUACUCUCUCAAGAAAUCAAAUGCAGACAUAUUUCAUUCUGCCAGUUCCGUAAAUGAAACUGUCGUCGGUCAACACACUACAUAUUCUCAGCAGUCUGGCAAGGAUUCACUAAGGCAAGGGUUUGAUCCUGGUAUUGAUUUUCAGGAGUCCAGACUACAUUCAUUCUGGGAAGAUGGCCAUGUUAGUGAUGACACUUUUCGGAGCGAUAAUGAGCUGAAUAAUCUGUUGGCAAGAAAAAAUGAUGAGAAGAAUAAAGGAGGGACUGAGAGGCUCGAGAAACUAGAAACAAAGACGUUGACACAAGCAUCUAAACCUUCUGGAGAUUUCGGAAAUGAGAUGAGUGAAGCUGAAACAUGUUCUGAUGGCUCGGAAGUGACCAACUAUCCUGGGGUGCAGAAUGGAAUAUCAGCAGCAGCAACGCAACUUCCUGGAAACUUGUGUCUUGAGGAAGCCUCAAGAGGAAUUUUCCAAAUUCAUGCUCAAGUUGAUUGUGCAAGAACAAUAGAAAAUCCCGGUGUUGACUUUGAAGCUCCGGUGCAUGUUAGAAACAUUAUUCAUGAUGAUGGAGAUCAUACCAAGGCCAAUCCAAUGUUCCAGUCUCCUUUCAUGGCAGAGAAGGUGGGGAUUGAGAAGAAGGUAAUAUCAGGCGUGUCAUCAAGCAACAGUGAUAUUCAGUUUGAGGUUAUGCUUGAACGUCGUGUUCUCCGACGGUUUUGUCUUCAGAAGGUAGUGGUAGAAACACCAAUGAAGGACAAGCUAGAUAAGGUUACGCACUUCAGGACGAUGGAGGAUGGAACUGUCCUGCGAAGAAGUGUCUAAACAGCUAAAAGUAAUCUAGUAACACAAUGCCUUGUAAGAUCCUGUGUAAGUGCCGCUGGUGGUGGGGUCCGCGAAAUCAGCAUCGCAAUGCGGUGAAGCAUGCACAACAUUCGUCCAUGUUGCGUGCUUCAACCUGUGAUUGUUAGGAGAUGCCUGUUUCAACAUAUGAUUGUUAGGGGAUGCUUGCCUGUGAUUAUUAGGAGAUGACAAAUCAGGGGGGUUGGGACCGUGGGGUGUACCUAUAGUCAUUCGACUCACUUAAACUGACGGAGCAAAUACAUAUCCACUCUAAUUAGUGCA